AUGGAAGAUUUGCAGCGUACUGCCAAGGCCUACUUCGACGCGGCUGCCGAUAACGUCAAGCAGAUGGCGCGGGACUUCGUCGCCGAGAUGGACCACGACGGUGACGGCGCCGUGUGCCUCUCGGAGUUCCUCUGCUUCACCAAGGUCAAGGGCUACGGGCGGAUGAGCAACCCUCACUUCUUCAAGCAGCUCAACACCAGCGGCGCCGGGAAGCUCAGCUUCGACGAGGCCAUCGCGUUCUUCUACAUCGUCACGAGCGCCAGGCCUCUGUGCGACGGGUGCGGGCGCCUCGUGCUGGGGAUGUUCUUCACGUGCGUCAAGUGCUUCGACGACGCCGGCGAAGCCGAGGCGUUCAAUCUCUGCACCGACUGCUUCUCCCGCGGCAAGUACACGCACCCGCACGAUCACUUCUUGGACAACUUCGUGCUACUCGAAGCCAAGAGAAGAGAACUGAAAGAGGAAAGAAACGAGUUUCGGCCACGGGCGACUGAUGCUGAUACCUCCACGUCCCUCGUGAUCGUCCCCGUCGAUCCCGGCCACGCAAUAUUCACGCAAGUUUGCCGGGUUGCCAUUGACGUCGCUGUUGGGUUGGCGACCAGAUUCUGCACCAUAAUGUGA
Messenger RNA from Rhodamnia argentea, 618 nucleotides. RefSeq lists its product as uncharacterized. The record is from RefSeq and is a predicted model, not a curated record. The coding region runs from base 1 to 618 and encodes 205 amino acids. Gene Ontology annotation, molecular function: zinc ion binding; calcium ion binding. The transcript has 3 exons. Lineage: Eukaryota; Viridiplantae; Streptophyta; Magnoliopsida; Myrtales; Myrtaceae.